AUGGAGAAGGGGUCGUUGAGGGAUGGGCGCUAUGUGUUGGUGGUGUGUGGCAGUGGUAUGCGUAGGAGUGGGAUGAGUGUAUGUCCUGCACUCCACUGGGUGGAUAUGAUCAUGCUUACCACUUUUGCUGCGCAUGAUCCCGACGAAUCGCCACUGGUGGUGUUGAAUUGCGGCCAUGCACUGACUGUCGAAACACUGGACGGUCAUCUGGACAUGUCGGCCUUCUAUGCAUCCCACUUGGUACGUAUACCUCUUGGUUUCAUCUCAUACGUCAAGUAG
Sphaeroforma arctica JP610 is the source of this 279-nucleotide messenger RNA. RefSeq lists its product as hypothetical. NCBI's taxonomy places the organism in Eukaryota, Ichthyosporea, Ichthyophonida. The coding region runs from base 1 to 279 and encodes 92 amino acids. The transcript has 2 exons. The record is from RefSeq and is a predicted model, not a curated record.